Paraphaeosphaeria sporulosa is the source of this 1203-nucleotide messenger RNA. RefSeq lists its product as uncharacterized. NCBI's taxonomy places the organism in Eukaryota, Fungi, Ascomycota, Dothideomycetes, Pleosporales, Didymosphaeriaceae. Bases 40 to 1014 code for a protein of 324 amino acids. The transcript has a single exon. The record is from RefSeq and is a predicted model, not a curated record.
AAAACGUCAAUACUCCGAAAGCCCUUACACUCAGCGAUCAUGGCGAACGAAAAGAAGGAGACGAAGCCGGAGAAAUCCACCGAAGCGAAUGAGAGCAAACCGGACAAAUCCUCAGGCAAUGGCUAUUCUAAAGAGGAAGUGCAGAAGGAAUCUUCAAAAGCCGCCAAACAAGCUAAAGAAGCCCACAACAAAGCAACCGAACUCUUGCAAGCAGCAGCUGCCGCUGGGGACCCAGAUGAACGCCAGAAACUCAUGGAAGAAGCCCUCGAACAACAAAUUCAGUCAAAGUCCUUCGGCAAAACAGCAAGGUAUCUGCGCUCAGGUACAUUCCAGGGCAUGGCAGUCGGAGCCGGCCUCGGAAUCGCUCCAGGAGCCUCGCUGGGCGCAAUCACUGGGACAUUAGUCGGUGGUGUUUCAUCAACAGCCUUGGGAGGUAUAGGUGCGGGCCUCGGUGCCGCGACUGGUUGGAUGCAUGGCCCGUUCUGGGACUUAGGGAAAGGAGGAGGGAACAUCAUCAAGAAGAUCACGGGUAACUUACCUGGAUGGAAAGCUACUGAGAGCCAGAAAAAGCAGCUUGAGAAGAUGCUUGGACAGGUCAAUGAGCAGGAUACGCCUGGGAUGGAUGAGCUGGAGAGCUGGGAGAGCGAGGGCCCAAGCGAGGAUCAGAAGGAGGUGAUGGAAAAUGUGAAGUCGAAAUUGCCGUCCCUGCCUUCCCAAGGCAAAUCAGAAGAGACCUCGAACAAAGGAGGAAAUCAAGAAGAGAAAGCGCAGAAGGAUGAACAAGAAAAGGAGCAGUCCAAAACAGGGGAUUCUGCGAAGACCGAAAAGAGUCAAUCGCAGGGCGAGGAGAAAGAGAAUGAUGAUGAUGAGAAGAAUUCCGAGACUGCACAGGGAGCUGAGGGACGCAAAAAGCCGCGAAAGCUGCAGCCCAAGUCAGAGGAGACCAGUGCACCAUCCGAUAGCUCAGCUAGUGCUAAGAAGCAGCCUCGGAAACUCGAGAAAAGAUCAGGGUGAAUCAAUUGAAGUCAAGUAAACCUGCAUAGUGCUCUCGUCCUUGCGAAACGGAAGCUGCCCCCCUGUUAUUAUACUUAGCUUCUUAGUGAUCUCUAGGUUAUAUUCAAGGGCUUAGGCAUCUCAGCUUCCACACACGAAGCUGACUUGUUUGCAUAACCAUGUCGUGCUGGGCUCCUCCCUGAGAAGCGC